Spinacia oleracea (spinach) is the source of this 671-nucleotide messenger RNA. RefSeq names its product ergosterol biosynthetic protein 28. The transcript is spliced from 3 exons. Gene Ontology annotation, cellular component: endoplasmic reticulum; membrane. The coding region runs from base 152 to 541 and encodes 129 amino acids. Lineage: Eukaryota; Viridiplantae; Streptophyta; Magnoliopsida; Caryophyllales; Amaranthaceae. Gene Ontology annotation, molecular function: protein-macromolecule adaptor activity. The record is from RefSeq and is a predicted model, not a curated record.
AAGAGUCACCUAUAAUUGAUGCUCUAGCUAUACAAAAGAUCACAAUUCACAAAGAUGAACAUUUCCCCACAGUUUAGUGUUGCAAUCACACAGCCCUUGCUGCAUUGACCCAAACUCUCUCUGUCUCUCGCGCGCGCAUACACCCACAGUGAUGAAGCCAUUAGGUUGGUGGUUAAUGUUGGUGGGUUCGUUACGGUUAGCAUCAGUUUGGUUCGGCUUCUUCAAUAUAUGGGCUCUUCGUCUUGCUGUUUUCUCAAAAACUGACAUGUCUGAAGUUCAUGGGAGGACCUUUGGAGUUUGGACUCUUUUGACUUGCACGCUCUGUUUCCUUUGUGCUUUUAAUCUUGACAACAAGCAACUCUACCUGGCAACAUUUUUAUCAUUUAUCUAUGCACUUGGUCACUUUAUGACUGAAUACCUGAUAUAUCACACAAUGACGAUAGCAAAUUUGUCAACUGUUGGCUUCUUUGCAGGUACAUCUAUAACAUGGAUGGCUUUGCAGUGGAAUGCUCACCAAGACACGCCCUUGAAGCAAAUGUAAUCUGAUAUGAGAUUCCAGUUUAAUGUUCCUAGUGCUGGGUAUUUUUCAUUUUUGGUUCAUCUAAUUUCUUGAUUUGUUCUGGAAUAUUGGUUUAUGUCAUUUUAUGCCAAAACUUCCAACUAAUCCUUCA